This is a messenger RNA of Gastrolobium bilobum, 1022 nucleotides long. RefSeq lists its product as uncharacterized. The record is from RefSeq and is a predicted model, not a curated record. Bases 316 to 516 code for a protein of 66 amino acids. Lineage: Eukaryota; Viridiplantae; Streptophyta; Magnoliopsida; Fabales; Fabaceae. The transcript has 2 exons.
GGCGGUGAAGGAAAUGAAUGAUGAGAAAAGUAGAGUGGAAUUUUCCGCAAACACGCUUUGCUAUUCUAUUAUCUUCCAGACCCUUUGUGCUUAGAUUUCUUCCUCCCUUCUUUCUUUUAUUCACCGCGUCUCAUUAAAUCUCUUCAAUUUCUCCUUCUGUAAUUCUGUUUCCUAAUUCUACUCAUAUAAAUAUCUAAUAAGAGUUGCUUCCAACCUCCGACUAAGACCCUUCACGGCCCAGCAAAACAUAACCAGCUAUUAAUUCCUAGUUUCCUACCUAUAUAGACACAAGGACAAAGAAGGUAGAACAAGAAUAUGUGUGUAGUGUUGGUGUGCGGCGAGGAUGAAAGGGUGGUGUCAAGGCAGCCAGCACCAGGGGUGUGUCCUUACUGCGGAGGGAUGAUUCAGGCUUUGGACGUAGAGAGCCGGUGGCAGUUCUGUUUCCUGCCCUUGUACUUUAAGACCAAGCGCAGGUACCACUGCACCAUGUGCACCAGACAACUCGUUGUGCAAUAGUAGUUCUAGUGAUCAUCGUCACUUCACACCCACCUCCCUUGCACCAUGGAGGAUCCGAUAAGUACAAGGCGCAGGGGAAAAGUUUUCUCUAUUUUUUUUUACUGGUUUUCAUUUACUAUUUUAGAUGUACAGGGAUUUCAAAGUAGAUGAUAUGAUUUUUAGAUCUUAAAAUAACAUCUCUUCAUUUGAAUAAUUCAUAUUUAAAUAGUUAUGCGAAUUCAAUGGCUUUUACCAGUGGAAUUAUUAAGAUAACCAGCUUAUUUGCUUGAUAUUACUUAUAGUUUAAAAAGUGCCAUUUUAACCCAUGUGAUUUCCUCCUUCGACCCAUAAUCAUCGGUAGUUUCAAGACCAAGUCAAAAGUACAGAUUGCAGAAACCAAACAUACUGAAGAAAUCAAAUACCCAAAUGCAAACAAGUAACAACAUUUGGCUUCCCCAAAUACAUUACAGCUUAUGCCACAAGACAGAAUAGAAGUUCAGAUUUCUUCCAUCAGUAUUGCGGAAACA